UUAGUUCUUUUCGUCUCGAUUGGAUCAAAUUAGGUGCCAUUCUAUCCUCAAUGUGGUGUUUUCGGACACAGCUCGUAGAGUGUGUCCGAAGAAAAGAAACCCUACACAUUUGGAUAAGAUUAUAUACUUUGUGAUAUCUAUUCAUGUGUGAUUGCAAAUUUAUUGCUGCUUUAUGACUAAUAUAAUGGCAUCUAUAAAUGAAUUCGGGCCCGAUUCUGGUGGUAGAAUGAAGGGCAUCACUAUAGUUAAGCCUAUAAUUUAUGGUAAUGUAGCACGUUAUUUUGGCAAAAAGCGAGAGGAGGAUGGUCAUACACAUCAGUGGACCGUUUAUGUCAAACCAUAUCAUAACGAGGAUAUGUCCAGUUACGUCAAGAAAGUACAUUUCAAGUUGCACGAGAGUUACAAUAAUCCUAAUCGAAUAGUGACGAAGCCACCUUACGAGUUGACGGAAACUGGCUGGGGAGAAUUUGAUAUUGUCAUUAAGAUCUAUUUUCACGAUCCGAACGAACGUCCAGUGACGAUAUAUCACGUACUGAAGCUGUUCCAGUCGACACCCGAGAUACAAUUAGGCAAGAAGAACUUGGUGUCUGAAUUUUACGAGGAGAUAGUCUUUCAAGAUCCAACGGCAUUGAUGCAUCACCUGCUGAGUUCCAGUAGAGCCAUAUCGCUUGGAGUUUGGCGACACAACACCGACUUUGACGCAAAGAAGGAAUCUACGAUGAAAGCCAUAAUGGAGGCACGCAACAAGAUAAGACUCGAGGUGAUAGAUCUGAAGGAAAAGUUGACCUUAGCCAAGGAAACCAUCGCGAAGUUCAAGGAGGAAAUAGCAAAGAUUUCCAAAGUCGGUGGAGGUUUAUCUGUCGCAUAAUCAAUAAUCCCCAAGGAACGGAGACGUUUGUACACAGGAACGAGAGCUUGUAAUCUUCAAGGCGCAGACUCACGUCUGUUGUUUUCAUUCUGGCGAACGCGAAGUUGUCUCUACGAAAUUUUAUAAAGUGUAUAUAAAUCGAAUCCCAACUCA
Messenger RNA from Dinoponera quadriceps, 1021 nucleotides. RefSeq names its product YEATS domain-containing protein 4 (gene Gas41). The coding region runs from base 173 to 868 and encodes 231 amino acids. Gene Ontology annotation, biological process: regulation of DNA-templated transcription. Lineage: Eukaryota; Metazoa; Arthropoda; Insecta; Hymenoptera; Formicidae. The record is from RefSeq and is a predicted model, not a curated record. The transcript is spliced from 4 exons.